UGCACGUGGAUAUUGUCAACAACAGCUGAUCGAAGCUGAAACUUAGUAAAUAUUCCAAGUAACAGGUACAAAGCCCACUGACAAUAAAGACAGACGAGAAAAAAAUGAUCCACGGACAAUCUUUUAUCGUCAAACUCAAUUCGUCGAGGAACUGUUUCCUUCACUUUUCAGCUUACUGGUUACGAUUAUUAAAUGCCAGUAAGGCAGCGGGGCCGUUUCUCAUCUCAUGGGCAAGAGAGUACCCUGAACCUUUGUCGUCUCCUCCGACCUCUUUGACAAGGCCGUUGGCAGAAUGAGGGUUGGAGGAUUAAAAAUGGAAUAUGGCAAUGAGCAGGUAGCUUUUGUUUCUUGGAGUCCUUAUGCAGACAGUUCUAUUGAACAAAAUGAAGUUUCUGUUAGCUCUGUCUUUGCACAGAAACUAGGGUUAAAAAAUGAGGAUACAGUGCUUAUUUCUUAUUUUCCAAAUGUUGCUGCAGUGAGCAAAGUGUGUGUUUCACCACUGUCAUCUGAAGACUGGGAUCUUUUAGAGUCUAACAGUGUUAAACUGCAGUCUACACUUCUAAACCAAAUUCAUAUUGUAUUUCAAAAUGAACUUUUUGUGGCUUGGGUGUCAAAAAAUGUUCACAUCUCCCUUCGAAUUGAUUCUCUGGAACCUUCUUAUGAAGUUGGUUAUGUGGAAAACUUCACUGAAGUAAUUGUUAAUGACAUUCCAAGCCAGUCUCUCUCUUCACAAGUGCAGGAGACACAACCAUCUUUAGGAUCAAGUAGUGGUAUUUCUUCUGUACCAGAAGUUGAAGACAAUAGUGAAAGUGGAACAGCACAUUUCAGACCAGCAUCUACUCUUUGGAACUCUGUCAGAAAACUGGGGUCAUUUCUCCAGGCAUCUGCAGCCGAAGAGGAAGUGAUUGAUGUGACUCUAAAGAAUUCCAUUAACAAUUCGAAAAUACAGAAAUCCAUUGUGUAUAAAGAUGAUCAAACGUACUUGUAUAGACUUCAGUUACUUCAGUGUAGUGUAGACUUGGUAGAAACUAAUUACCAAGAUGAACUGUUUUUCCAGCCAUACAAUGUAUUUGUGUAUGAAACAGACUUUCCAAGAACAGAUUCAGUGCAUCCAGAAACUGUAAUAUGCAAGCUGUCAGUUGUACCAUUCCAACAAAAGGUGGUGAAAGAAUAUGCUAACCUGUCUUUACCUGUAGAGGAAAACAAGGGAGGUACUAAAAUAACAUCAAGAAACUGUCUCUUUGUGAGACUUGUGUGUUUGGAGUGUGUUGUGCGAAAUGCUUCUGAGAGCAUAAGGACUCGUGUAAUAAAAACAGCUUUGAAGACCAUUCACAGGCCUUUAUUUGUCAGUGAAAUUGUCAUGCAUACUUUAAAUGUUUUGCCCGGGUCAAGGACUACACUAGAAAUGUUGCCUGUGGACAAUAGUUCACAUGUUACUGAAAUUCACUUAUCUGCUAUUGACAGUGUGGAAGAAAGCGACGAAAGUGCGCCAAAGUUAUUUCAGACAUUUGUACAGAAGUACAGCAAGAAACAUGGCAUUCUUCUAAAUUCUGAGACAUUAUUUCCUCUAAGUGCUAUUAUGCCAAAGAAGACUGUAUUGGUAAAAAUAAUUCCUGACAAAUUGGAGUACUGUAUCUUAAACUCAGAAUCUAUGAAGAAGUGUGCUGUGAAGGUUACUGAAUUCUGUGAGAGAACAUCAGAGAUUGAAAAAGAUGAUGAAAGUAAACUUUUGUCAAAAAAUAAUAGUUUUUUUGCUGAGUGGCAGAGGGAUAUACUAAAUGAAGGUUUAACUACACUGGAGGUUGGAUUGCAUUUAGGAGGUUCAUUGCCUCCAGAAAUGUGGCCAAAUCUGAUACUACAAAACAUACUUAUUGUUGGUAAAAGUGGUUCUGGACGAAGUACCAUUGCGAAGAUGCUAUGCAAUGAAGUGAAGGAAUCACCAUAUUAUAUUCAUGUUGUGGAACUUUGCUGCAAGCAUUUGAGAGGAAAAACUGUUGAGACAUUGCAGAGAAUAUUGUUGACAGCCUUAACGGAAUGUGUCUAUUACCAGCCUUCAGUUUUGCUCUUGGAUGAUCUGGAUGCUAUAGCCAGUGCUGUCCAGCUGGAGCACACAGAACACACUUAUUAUGACAGAGUUGCUGAAAUGUUCUGCAUUACAUUAUUGGACUUUCAGAAAUACAAUUAUGUUGCUGUGAUUGCUACAGCAUUGGAACUGGGAAAACUUAAUCCUGCCAUUUCUGAGCCUGAGGGAAGACAUAUAUUUAAAACAAUUCUGGAAAUUCCUGAGCUGAAGAAGGAUGCAAGACUUGAAAUAUUAAGGAACUUGCUACAAGGAAGCUUCAGGGAUAUCCCGAGUUUGAUAACAUUAGAUGAUUUGAAACAUUUUUCCCAGAAGACUGAGGGAUAUGUAUUGCAAGAUUUAAUAGAUUUAGCUGAGAAAACUUUAUUUGAGAGCUGGAAACGAGUUGGUGAUGAAAAAUUGCCAGAAAUAGAGACUAAUGAUUUAGUUAAAGCAUUUGAGAAGAACAUCCCAUUGUCCCUAAGAGAUGUGAAGCUUCAUCAUGAUACUUCUCUGUCUUGGGCUGAUGUUGGUGGCCUUCUUAAAGUAAAGGAAAUGUUAACUGAACUUUUCCGGUGGCCAUCACAGUAUCCAGAAUUGUUUGAGCAGUCUCCUUUACGUCACCAAAGUGGUGUCCUGCUGUAUGGAUCUCCAGGAACUGGGAAAACACUUCUGGCUGGUGCCAUGGCCCAAGAGUGUGGACUGAAAUUUAUUAGCAUUAAGGGACCUGAACUGCUUUCAAAAUACAUAGGAGCCAGUGAAGAAGCUGUAAGGAAUCUUUUUAUAAGAGCACAGAGUGCCAAGCCAUGUAUACUCUUUUUUGAUGAAUUUGAUAGUUUGGCUCCAAGGCGUGGCCACGAUAGUACAGGUGUCACAGACCGUGUUGUCAAUCAGUUGUUGACUCAGUUAGAUGGUGUAGAAGGUCUGCAGGGUGUCUGGGUAUUGGCGGCUACCAGUCGCCCUGACCUGCUUGAUCCAGCUUUGCUUCGUCCUGGAAGAAUUGAUCAUACUGUUCUCUGUACCCUUCCAACAGAGGAAGAUCGUUUAUCAAUAUUAAAAGUUCUCAGCCGGAAAGUUGAACUUUCUGAUGAUGUGGACCUUUCAAAGAUAGCUCAGAAGUCACCAGGCUUUACAGGAGCUGACCUUCAGUCAUUACUGUAUACAGCACAAAUAAUGGCACUGGAAGAACAACAAGGCUCAACGGAAACUGUAGGUGACUUAUGUGAAUCACUUAGUGUUCCUGUGACUCAGAAAUUGGAGCUCGCUCCUGUCAUCACGCAACAUCAUUUGGAAACAUCGCUAAAGAAUACGAGACCCUCUUUGUCGCCGGCUGAAAAGGCGAAGUACGAUAUAAUCUACCAGAAGUUCGAGAAGUCCCGUAGCGGCAGCCUGAAGAACAAGUCGAAGGUGGAGAGGAUGGUGCAGAGAGCGACACUGGCGUGAAACUUUUCAUUCUGGACUCUGAGGCAUUAUUAUAUUCGCUUUGUACUUUGAAAGAGUUACAAAGUUCAGUUUAGUUCCAGCUAAGUUCAGUAUAAACAAUGAGAUCGUAAGGUGCGCUUCAAAAAAGGCAAACCAAGCUGAAUACGUCCUUCAUACAUUUUUUCCUCUUCCUGGAGAUGCAUCUGUAGCUUACAUUCUAAAUGCUUCCGUCAAGUCAAUAAUCUGAACCGAAGUUCCCGGUACUCCAUAAUAAGAUUGAAUAUACGAAGAGUAAUUUGUUCUGGCUUAUGUAGCUGAAAGACUGUGCAUCAGUCAUAAGAUUAGGCCAGUCCGUAGUAAUAUUUUCGAGAUGAUCAAACACAUUUAUGAGAAAAGAAAAUUGCUCUCUUUGAAAGUCCCACCUUCCUUGUUGGUGACUAACAAGUUCGCUACUUACGAGGAACUGUUCAUGCAUCACCUUUGCUUCCUCUGCGCUGUACCUCCAUUCCGUUUAGACAUUUACUCAACUAACAUUUCAUUUCACAUGGAGAAUAAGUUUACGUGUGCGUUUCCUGCUCGUAACACAGUUUAUUUCUGCUUCAUAAGUCCCUGUUUUCAUUUGACGUAUUCACCUAGAAUAUCGAAUAUCGCUUUCGACUCCUAUUAACAGACAGUGCCUCAGGCCGGUUAUUUAAGUAAAUCGUGGGGAAUCUACUUAAGAGAUUGGGAAGUUAGUGCUUUCCAGUGACGAUGCUCACAUUUGCCAAAGAAUUCUUAUAUUUUUGUUAGCAGCUUUUUUCUGGGUAUCCUUAUUUUCUUUGAAUUUAUUAUAUACUUUGGGGUAUAGUGAAACUACUUGUAUCUAUUUUCUUUUUAAUUCUGUAUUGAUUGGGUUUUUUAACAUUAUAUGCUUAUUAAUUUUUUAUACGUUCAACAUGGUGGUAUUUCAGUUUUGAUGCAUUACAACUCCUAUUUCAAAGCAAACUGUGCAACUAUGAACUUUUUUUUUUGUUCCGUAGAAGGCGAUUCUGUCGCAUUAUGAUCCAUGACAGUUGAAUCUCAGGUAUGUUUCUUAGCAACGCAACAGGCAUCAUUUCUUCCAAUUCAUCUUUGGCGUCAGACCAUUACCUCAAUUCAGAUUCACAGCAUUUGCUCAGUAAAGAUAAGACUGUUUCCCAGAUAGUACAAAUGUUUUACCAAGUUGGUUUACGACAAGUAUGUGCAGUUAACGAGAACAGUAAAAGUAUAGUACCUUAAUCUCCGUUUCCUCACUCCCCUCGACAACGGGGAAAUAUAUAUAUUUUUUCCACCUGUUGCGCCAGGGAGAACAAUAGGUGAUCGCGUUUGCCGGAAUAUUAUUGACUGGAUUGACAAAGGAUAUUAUUUUCGAUGUCAAUUGUCAUUAGCCGUUAUUAGGUGUUUGUGUCCGACCAGUUAGAUACAAUGGACGGUGAUUGCGAGCGAGCAAGAGGGUCGGAGGUCUGUAGCGUCAUUGUGCGGACGCUGUGUUAGGGAUCGCAAUGGCGGGAGUGAACGGCUCGCUAUUAUGUAGACUGGCGAGACCUUACGGAGGUUAAUACUCUAUAUAUAGCAGUUCAAAUGUUAUUUUUUAUAAGUACAAAUGGGUUUUAUACUUGUUAAAUGAAUAAAUGAAUGUUGCAUAUUA
This is a messenger RNA of Schistocerca piceifrons (Central American locust), 5147 nucleotides long. RefSeq names its product peroxisome biogenesis factor 1 (gene Pex1). Lineage: Eukaryota; Metazoa; Arthropoda; Insecta; Orthoptera; Acrididae. The record is from RefSeq and is a predicted model, not a curated record. Gene Ontology annotation, cellular component: peroxisome; peroxisomal membrane; cytosol. Gene Ontology annotation, molecular function: ATP binding; ATP hydrolysis activity. Gene Ontology annotation, biological process: protein import into peroxisome matrix.